Messenger RNA from Rana temporaria (common frog), 1674 nucleotides. RefSeq names its product vascular endothelial growth factor A (gene VEGFA). The coding region runs from base 364 to 1068 and encodes 234 amino acids. Gene Ontology annotation, cellular component: membrane. NCBI's taxonomy places the organism in Eukaryota, Metazoa, Chordata, Amphibia, Anura, Ranidae. Gene Ontology annotation, molecular function: heparin binding; growth factor activity; chemoattractant activity. The transcript has 9 exons. The record is from RefSeq and is a predicted model, not a curated record. Gene Ontology annotation, biological process: positive regulation of endothelial cell proliferation; vascular endothelial growth factor signaling pathway; response to hypoxia.
AGAUUGUCUAUGCACAGUCUGGAGGCAGGCUGACACUGUAGGAGAAGCAGCCGGUGUGAUCACAAGUCACCGGCUCAGGAACAGGCUUGGAUUUACCGGCAGGAGAGAGAGCCCCGUUAUUGGACCGGCCGCCCCGCCCCGGGAUUAUUCUUUUUUAUUGAUACAUUGUUGCAAUCAUGGAUUGAAAGUCUUGGUGGCCCCGCCUUCUCUGGGAUCUGUUACAUUGUAUCCGAUUGUUGCACGCUUUUUUUUUCCUCCCUGGAUCCAUGGAGUGACCCCGGCUUUUCCUGGCUCGGAAGAUCUUCUAUCAUUGGUGGGAGUGGGGGGUCCUCUGCAGGGGGAUCUACAGUCCUGUGUGGGCGGAUGUUACUGGGAACCAUGAACUUUCUGCUCUCUGUUCUCUGGGGCUUGCCUUUUCUGCUCUCUAUCCACACUGCCCAGCUUUCCCAGGCAGCCCCUACACACGGAAAGGAGCACAAAUCCACACAAGUGGUUCCCUUCAUGGAAGUAUAUGACCGUAGUAUGUGCCAGGUUCGGGAGAUCUUGGUGGACGUACUCCAGGAGUACCCAGAUGAGGUGGAGUACAUCUUCAAGCCGUCCUGCGUGCCACUGAUGAGAUGUGCAGGCUGCUGCACUGACGAGACUCUGGAGUGUGUGCCAACAGGAUGGCACAACAUCACAAUGCAGAUCUUGAGAGUUCAUUCUCGCUUCGGUGCAAACUAUUUGGAAAAGAGUUUCCAGCAGCACAGCCGGUGUGAAUGCAGACCAAAGAAUGAAAUUAAAGGCCAACAGGAAAAAAAAGCAAAACGAGGGAAGGGCCUUAAACGAAAGCGCAAGAAAAUCCGGUACAAAUCGCACCGCUUUCCUUGUGAGCCUUGCACAGACACAGAGAGGAGAAAACACUUGUUUGUCCAAGACCCCCAGACAUGUAAAUGUUCCUGUAAAAACACAGACUCACGUUGCAAAACGAGGCAGCUUGAGUUAAACGAAAGGACUUGCAGGAGAGGCAAGAAACCUAGAGCAGUCCAGCCAUAUGGGGCCCCUCUUUCCGCUGACCUCGCUCACUAACAUGCGCUGUGCCACCUCUGUGCAGCAAAAUGUGAAAAGCCACGACGGUGAGAUCUGUAAAAGAGUCUGCACGAAAGAGACAAAACAUGGAAGAAAAAUGAAGGAUCGAAAUCAGCACAGCACUUUCUCAUGCAUUCCAAGUCCCACGGAGGGGGCAGAAUAACUGUUGUAAAUCAGUUAAAAAUCCCAUUUUCUCCUCUCCUUAACACAUUUGAUGCUGCUACACGUUAAGAGCCAGAACAGCGGGGUCUUUUUUUUUUUUUUCCGGAUUCUUAUAAAUAUAUUAUUAUUAUUAUUAUUAUAAGUAAAUAUAGAUAUAUAAAUAUAUAUAUAUUUCUGUAUAUAUAUAUAUUGGACUUUUCUUAACAGAGUAGUAAUUUACUGGACUGUGGUGGCCAACUGAAACUACAUUGUAGCGAGGUACAGCUGCUCCGCUGACACUAAACUCUAAUAAUAUUAAUUGUUCCGGACUGUAAUCUAUUGUUGCUAUAUCUCUGCUAAACCGUACUUGCAAGACGAAAAAAAAAAAAAAGAAAAAAACAACAAGUUCAGAUCAAAGGUCAAGAAAAACCCUGCUGAAGCAUUCUGGAAUCAUGCAACUGCAAA